Molecule: messenger RNA, 681 nt
Organism: Serendipita indica DSM 11827
Lineage: Eukaryota; Fungi; Basidiomycota; Agaricomycetes; Sebacinales; Serendipitaceae
Source: the annotation of a GenBank genome assembly
AUGAGCACAUCCACGACCGUCUACGUCGCUCCAAGAGCCACAAAGGUCCAUCCUUUGCUCGCAGCAUAUCUUGCAAGACUCACCGCAAGGCCACUGCAAACAAAGAUGACGACAGCGGGUGUCCUGUGCUUCUUGCAAGAGGUCUUAGCCAACCAUAUUGCGGGCGUACCCUUCCACUGCUCGAAAGACGCCCCGGUCUACAAACGAGCACUCGCCGCCGCCAAGGUUAACGCAAAGGCACUCAAUAUGGCCCUCUAUGGCUUCUUCAUCUCCGCACCCAUGAACCAUGUCUUGAUAGGCGGUCUCCACAAGUUGUUUGCCGGUCGCACCAGUGGCAAGGCCAAACUCUUGCAGUUGCUCGUCAGCAACUUGUUCAUCGCUCCAGUACAAGCUUCUGUGUACCUCGCUUCCAUGGCCGUCAUCGGUGGUGCCCGGUCUGCCGAUGCGAUCCAGGCUACAGUGAUGAGAGGGUUCCUCCCAAUGCUCAAGAUUCUCUGGCUCAGUUCUCCGACCGCCACCUUGUUCGCUCAAAGUUUCCUUCCACCCGAGCUUUGGGUCCCCUUCUUUAAUGUCGUUUCCCUUGUGAUCGGAACUUUCUUCAGUGUCAAGGUCAAGAGGAUGCAGCUCUCUGCGGCGCGCAAAGCGAAAAAGCCACAGACUAAGGACGACAAGACACUCUAG